Molecule: messenger RNA, 1921 nt
Organism: Protopterus annectens (West African lungfish)
Lineage: Eukaryota; Metazoa; Chordata; Ceratodontiformes; Protopteridae
Gene: GTF3C5
Product: general transcription factor IIIC subunit 5
Exons: 12
Coding region: 1-1062 (353 amino acids)
Biological process (GO): transcription initiation at RNA polymerase III promoter
Cellular component (GO): transcription factor TFIIIC complex
Source: RefSeq, a predicted model, not a curated record
AUGGGGUAUGGAUGGUGUGUGAUGAUGGACUUUGAACCCAACAAGCGCACCAAAAUCAAGUUGUGUGUGGCCCUUUGUGAACUUAACUCUGUUGAGGACUGGGAAGGCUACAAUACUCCUCAGUUAUCAAGUGAAAACCUGAUUGGACUAAGUAGGGCACGGCGACCUCACAACGCCAUCUUUGUUAACUUUGAAGAUGCUGAUGUGCCAGACAAACCACUUGAAGCAGCUGUAAACAAUUGGGCGAAACACAGCUCACAUCCAAAUGACAAACGAUUGGAGGCAGAAGUAAGGAAGCUGUUUGAAGCUCGACCAGUGUGGUCCAAAAAUGCAAUCAAGGCAAAUGUCGACACACAUCCAGAUAAGCUGAAGUGGUUGCUGCCCUGUAUGGCGUAUUACAUGAUAACAGGCCCGUGGAGAAGCCUUUGGGUUCGUGUGGGGUACGAUCCAAGAAAGGAUCCCAAAGCUAAACAGUAUCAAGUGCUGGACUUCAGGAUUCGCUGUGGACUUAAAUAUGGUUACAGUGAGUUGCCAGUGAAAGCCAAGCGAAGCACAUACAACUAUAGCUUGCCAAUCACUGUUAAAAAGAACGGCUCUGAGCCCGUCACAGGAUAUGACAUGAGUGCUGGGAAAGGCCCCAGUGCCAGCCUGGGACCUCAAUUUUACACAUGUUCGUCUCUUAAGGUGAAAGAGUAUGCAUAUGUCUUCCGUGAAGGGACGCUACCUCCUUACCGACAGAUGUUUUAUCAGCUUUGUGAUUUGGAUGUUGAAAGUUUACAGAAAAUUAUUCAUCGAAAUGAUGGCUCUGAGACUGUAUGUACUGAACGUGAUGGCUGGUGUCUUCCAAAGUCUAACGAUGACUUGAGGGAUGCUAUGUCACACAUGAUAAAGCAAACUGCUCGUUCACAACGCCCUGCCUUGUUUUCCACUGAGUCCAAAGAAACAGCAGACAAAGAGCAGUUGAAUUAUGAGUCUGGAGAAGAGGAGGAGGAAGAGGAAGAGUACCAGCCAUCAGAUGGCAGCGAGAAUGAAAUGGAAACAGAGAUUCUUGAUUAUAUGUAAAUAAAAAAUAAAUAGAUGAACAAAGUCAUCUUUUAAUAGUUAUUUAUAAUGUAUCAUAACUGACAGUUUUUGUACUCUCAAGUAUAAUAGGACGGUGUAUUUUUUGGUUUUGCCUGUAUUAUUUUAAAAUUAGUAAAUUUUUACCAAACUCAGCGUCUUUUAUCAUGGUUGGGUAGGAUUUCAUAGUUGAUCAUCAUAGAUCCCAGGUUAUAAGUUGUAAUUCAGAAUUAUGCUGCUCAGUUGUUUUAUUUCAGGAAGUUUCAGUAGCUGCAUUCUCCUUUGUUGGCGAAAUGUCACCUUUUAACUGGGUACCAUCCUUGAUAGGUGCCUACUAUUGUAAUAUCUUUUCUUCCUCUCUCAGUAUGGUUGUUUUUCUCUAAAGAGCCCACAGUUUGUUUCUGGUGCACGUGAACCCUUCUUCAGUGUAUGCUGAGGAAUUGCUUGCCACACUGGAGCAUGGAUACCUGGCAUGCCAGGUAUUUUCUGCUCCUCACACAUUUCUUUUUCGACCAUCACGUGUUGUAAAUUUCACACAAUGAGCAUUUAAAGCAAUUAAAUAAUCAAAUAUGUCCAUGAAGCAGUCAGUUAAUGAUUCAGAAGCUGCACUGGCAUUGUCUUUAAUGCUUGGAGGAGUCUAAAGUGAAGCUCUCCUUUAAAUGACCAGUCACUCAAACUUGCAGGGGAGAGAGAUGCUUUUGGCUGCUCUCGCUGCUCACAGGAUGGUUAUGGUUGAGAGGAUGCAGAGUGUGAAUUUGUGCGGGCAGAGAGAGCGCAGAGUGUGGAUGAGUGGGGGCUGAGAGAGCUCAGCGUGUGGAUGAGUGGGGGCUGAGAGAGCUCAGGGCGCAGAGUGUGGAUGGGU